CUUUAUCAUCAUACACCUCAUCACUAAGAAACGGCUGUCACUUUUGCUUUAUGGUCUGUCUUCUAGUCUUCUACAAAUAAGCAGUAUUUUACAUCCACCCUUUUUUCCCAAUUAUCAAUCGUUUAUUCACAGAAAUGACUUCUAAAAGUGAAAAAGAUCGCGCCAAACAGAUCCAGGAUCGAUGUCAGAAUAUAUUAAUACAAUUAUUGAAGGAUGAGGACAAUAAAUAUUGUGUUGAUUGUGACGCCAAGGGGCCUCGGUGGGCGUCAUGGAACCUUGGUAUAUUUCUUUGCAUCCGCUGUGCUGGUAUCCACCGUAACCUCGGCGUGCACAUUUCGAAGGUGAAAAGUGUCAAUCUCGACUCAUGGACCGCUGAACAAGUGGUAUAUCUUCAACAAAUGGGCAACUCCCGCGCUCGUGCCGUCUACGAAGCUAACUUACCUGAUUCCUUCCGAAGGCCCCAGAAUGAUAACGCCUUAGAAACCUUCAUCAGAGCCAAGUACGAACAGAAAAAGUACAUUGCGAAGGAAUGGGUCCCGCCUACUAUGCCUAAACUUAACUGGGAUAAAGAAAUAGAUGAGGAGUUAGAAAAACAAAAACGCAAAAAGCGGGCCACAACGUCAGGCUUGGGACCUCUGCCAGCGCCAUCUGCUGACAAGAAAUAUAACAAAUCUGACGUUAUACCAAGUCUGCCGAAGCCUAUAUCAGUAAGUCCUAAAUUAGGCAGAAACACACCUACACACCAGGCAGAUACUAGUAAAACGUCAAAUGGAUCGGCUGAUCUCCUUGGAUUGGACACCAUGAAACCAGAGCCGAAGACAUCCAACAACGACGACAUAUUUUCAAAUUUCUUUUCAGCACCACAAGAGAAACCAGCUGAACCAAAACCGGAAGAACUGAAACCUGAUCUCAAAACAGAAGAAGAGAACUUCUUCAAACAAGCGGCACCAACAGAAAAGGAGAAAUCUAAGCUUACGAAAGAUAGUAUUUUGGCAUUGUACAGUCAGACACCGACGAAUACUUUAGCAAAUCAAUUUAAUCCUGUCCAACAAGUUCAACCCGGAGGCUUCGCAUUUGGAACAGCUUACCAAACCCCAGCUUACAACAAUAUGGCAAUGCCUAAUGGAAUGCAAUUCAAUCAAUUCCAACCGAUGCCAAAUCAAUUCCAACAGCCAUUCCCGAGUCAAAUGCAACAGCAGCCUCUACAAAAUGUUCAACCGUUCCCCCAAAACCAGCAAUUUUUUAACACUCAACCCACUCAACCGCUAUCACAACAAUUUAGUGGUCUUAACUUAGGACAGAAUUUCGCUAAUGCUUUCCCGCCAAACCCUAAUGUCGCGAGCAAUACGACUUGGCAAUAAGGUUUAAUGAAAUAAAUUCAUGGUUUAUAUUUCGUUGUGCAUUAUAGAUAACGCAUUAUUGAGCGUUUGUUCUAUCACGGCUGAUAUCCACAGAAUGGGUUACGAUACAAUGUUCAAUAAUAUUUAAAAUGUUAACUGACUAAAUCCAGGGUGCCGAAGAUGUAAAAAUAUGAAUUGUGUAAGGCAUACGUACUGCAUUUAAAUAAAUAUGUAUAAAGUAUUAUCAAAUUUCAUAAUAUUAAAUCAUUUCUUGUUGAAUAAAGUAUUACAUCAUAAGUAAUAACAGUUAUACUAAAAAUUUUGUACAAAUUUGUUUAAAUUGUGUAUUGUGUCUUCAAAACAUGACAUGCGUUUAGUAAAUUUUCUAAAAGGCAAGCUCGUUAGCCUUUUCUAGUAGUGUGAUAUAAUAUUAUAAAUAUCUUCAUUACGAUUAAAUUUGUACAAAACAAACGAAACAAAACAUUACUAAUUAAUGUUAACUUUCCAUACAAUAAUAUUAACUAAACCGGUUUUACUGAAUGACAAUUUCUGAAACAUUAAAUAUAUAUACUAGUUAAUAAAUUUUUAUCUAUUAAAAUUAGAGACCAUUUCUCAAUUUAUUACAUAUAUAGAAAAUCGAUUAUUAUUUAAUAAUAUUAUUAUAUAUUUAUACGAUUGUCUAAAUAAUAAGCUAGUUUUUUUGGUUAUGCAUUGUACAAAUUUAAUUUUAAUGCUCAAGAUAUUGCGAACAGGUUAAUAACAUAGACAAUAAACGUCGUAACGCAUUCUCUCACGUCAAGGGACAUUAAAUUUUCUUUUAUACAUACAUAUAAUUUAUUAUAGCUAUCUUUGUGUGUAACUGGUGAUAAUAUUUAGGUUAUUUUAAGCACCGAGAUAAAAAAUAUAUACAGCUUAUUCCAAUCGAAGAUUGAAUGAAGAUAAGCGUACCUUAGAUUUACAUAUACCGUACGAUUUGCAAAUAGCUCUGCUUUAUUAUGCACUACAAACUUUCUUUAUUAAUAUAACUUAAUUUAUAACACAACAUUAUGUCAUUUAACUAUUUAUAAUUACUUUUAUUUUACUGCCUUUCAGGACGCCAUUUUUUCACCGAUUCAUAAUGUGUACCAUAGAGUAUUUAAUGAUAUCAUGUGAAUUUAAAGUCAAAGUUGUUUAUCUUUACUGCACCUGUGAUCGGAAUAGGCUGUAAGGGGAUAUAUUAUUAAAUUAAAUAUAAUUGAUUUGUCUUGUAAUAAAUAUGUAUUUGUAUAUUCAAUUUCUUGCAUACUUUGGAUGAAUGUAUUAAUUAAUUGUUUCAUUUAUUUGGAAUAUAAAUUAGAAAUUAAUUUAUAUAAUGAUGAUGUAUAGUUACUUAGUUAGACUUUUACAGUAUCUCGGUGUAUAAUUCACUUUGAAGUUUAAUUAACUAUUCGUAUAUGUAUUGUGCAAUUAUUUUGAAAAAAAAAACUAUUUUUUCCGUAUAUACAAUGAUAGAAUUUAUUUUUUUAAUUACGUUUUUACACGUUUUUUUAGUAUUAUCUUGCACUGUUAAGACACAAGUAGUGUGAUGUUUGUGUUUAUGUAUGAGUAAUUAUUUACGCUAUUAUAUAAAUUCUAAAGAUUAGUUUACUAUUGUUUUGAAAUAAUCAACAUGAUGUCUAUUCAGCCCAUUUUCAACUGCAGUAAGCAAUGUGACAAAUAUGUCCAACAAACGAGCCUUGGAUCGUGACCUAAGAUUGAACUCGAUCGAGUUCACCGUUUAGUUUUCAGAUAAUUUUUGAGUUUCACAGUGGGCUCAGUGCGGAAGGAAAACAAUGGGAUUCAGAUGAAAUAACAAGAAAACCCUAUGCCCAUCUGUGGGCAUAGAAUGUGGGUCACAUUCAUAGGUUGUUAAGGAAAGGGCUGAAUGUAAUUUGGUAUUAAUAAAACAUACAGUUUGAUCAGGGACAAUAAUAAUUGUAUUAAAAUCCGAGAAACAUUUAGAGUAUGCUUAAUAUUACUUUUUAACUUAGUAGAAUAUUUAAUUUGCAUAGAAAAGAUAAUUGUAAUGAGGUUGGAUUUGUCAACUUUAGUUAAGAUAUUUUAGGAAAAUAUUAGAGUUGUAACGAAGUAUUUGGUUACUAUUCGGUAUUCGGCAAAUUAAGACAUUCGGCCGAAUACUGAAUAUUAACUAUUCGACCGGUUUAUAAUUUUACGGUUUGCGUUUAAAUUUUGCAUCAAUCAAGCCGAAAAAUUUGGAAGGAUAUUCGGUAUCAGGCAGAAUAUACUAUUUUGCAACAUUAAAAUAUAUAUAUCUAUUUAUGCUUUAUAACUGCUACUAUAAAGUAAACCUUGAUAAUGCGUUCAGUAUGAAAGCAUACUUAGAAAAUUGUGUGAAAUGAUAAAUCGCACACAUCCUUCAUAUUUGUUAUUGAAAUCCUAAUGUUUGCUAUAGGUUUAGAUAAAUAAUUUGGCUCUUUACAUUGUUCCUUUG
This is a messenger RNA of Vanessa atalanta (red admiral), 3810 nucleotides long. RefSeq names its product stromal membrane-associated protein 1-like. Gene Ontology annotation, molecular function: metal ion binding; GTPase activator activity. NCBI's taxonomy places the organism in Eukaryota, Metazoa, Arthropoda, Insecta, Lepidoptera, Nymphalidae. The transcript is spliced from 5 exons. The record is from RefSeq and is a predicted model, not a curated record. Bases 135 to 1361 code for a protein of 408 amino acids.